Molecule: messenger RNA, 459 nt
Organism: Erinaceus europaeus (western European hedgehog)
Lineage: Eukaryota; Metazoa; Chordata; Mammalia; Eulipotyphla; Erinaceidae
Gene: NDUFB7
Product: NADH:ubiquinone oxidoreductase subunit B7
Exons: 3
Coding region: 49-420 (123 amino acids)
Cellular component (GO): mitochondrion
Source: RefSeq, a predicted model, not a curated record
CGGCGGCGGCGGUAGCGCUUCCGGGUGGCGGCGAGGUGACCGGCGGCCAUGGGGGCGCACCUGGCCCGGCGCUACUUCGGCGACGAGUCGGUGGAGCCCGACCCGCUGCGGAUGCCCUCCUUCCCGCCCGAGUACGGCUUCCAGGGCCGCCGCGAGCGCGAGAUGGUGGCCACGGCGCGGCAGAUGAGCGAGGCGCAGCUGCCCCUGGCCCAGCGCGACUACUGCGCGCACCACCUGCUGCGGCUGCUCAAGUGCAAGCGGGACGCCUUCCCCGACAUCCUGCGCUGCCGCCCAGAGCGCCACGCCUGGGAGCUGUGCGAGCACCGCGACUACGUGAUGCGCAUGAAGGAGUUCGAGCGCGAGCGGCGGCUGCUGCGGCGCCGGCAGCGGAAGGAGCAGCGCGAGGCCAGCGCGGCCUGACCGCCAGCGCGACCCCCAGUAAAGCCGGGCCUGCCCGUG